Messenger RNA from Musa acuminata AAA Group (dessert banana), 3706 nucleotides. RefSeq names its product probable beta-D-xylosidase 6. NCBI's taxonomy places the organism in Eukaryota, Viridiplantae, Streptophyta, Magnoliopsida, Zingiberales, Musaceae. Gene Ontology annotation, molecular function: xylan 1,4-beta-xylosidase activity; alpha-L-arabinofuranosidase activity. The transcript has 9 exons. The record is from RefSeq and is a predicted model, not a curated record. Gene Ontology annotation, cellular component: plant-type cell wall. The coding region runs from base 1098 to 3443 and encodes 781 amino acids. Gene Ontology annotation, biological process: arabinan catabolic process; xylan catabolic process.
AACACAGCCGUCCGAGAGCUCUCCACGAACAGACAUCGACUUCCCUCGCAUUCCAGUCUUCCGAUAAACUUAGGAUUUGAUUCCGAGAGAGAAAGGAGAAGCUGCAGGAUCCAUGGACCGAUCGGUCGGAAUCCGCGGCUCUUUGAUCUUGUUACGGCCAAUGCCCGCAGGGGAGGACUUUGGUCAGCAGAUGAUGGAAAUUUUCAUCAAGUCGAUCUAGAAGAAGCAUGGAAACAACACCAGCAAGGAGUGAGUGUGAAGGUGCCUAGAAAGCUUUGAGCAAUCUGCACCAGGCACAUUAAUUCAAGAAAUCGAGCAACGAUUAUUCCAGGUAGAUUAUGGGGCCAGUAAAGAAGGAGGCUAUGGAAGAUGCUGGGCUGGAGAAGCACCGGAUUGAUGAAAUUGUUCUUAUUCAUCGGAUCGCCAGCAUUCAUAAAGUUCAGCAGCUCCAAAAAGGUGUGACCUACAUGAGGCAGUUGCAUAUGGUGCUACCGUCGGUGGAAGAAUCCUCAGUGGAGAGGAUGGAGAAGUAACCAAGGUAAUUGCAUCACUACACUAGUUCCUUGCAGGCCAUCACACGCUGCAUCACUACACUGCUUUCUCUACCAUGCCAACCUACCUUACCUUAACCAAUAUGCUGUUUUUUCCCUUUUCCUAUGCUCUAAUUUGUGAUGUAGCCCCCAACGCAGAGAUACUCGAAUUGGAUGUUCCAUCCUUACUCUUAAAAUUUAGACUGUUGGUGGAAUGAUGACUAAGCUUAUCCAAAGAAAUACUGUCAUCCCAACCAAGUAAUCUCACCACUAAGCAUGAUCAGUAGACUACUGUCACCAUUCGGGCUGUAGGUUGCUUGCAAAUUUCACCCACAGGAAUUCCACCAGCUCCCAGGUACACAGUAACCUGCAUUGUGAAGAGCAAUCAGUACGUUUUUACUGUGACAUCAGGACAAAAAUGUCGCAAGCACAAACAGAAACAUACUGAGCUUACUGACACUCGAAAUAGAAAACCAUUCACCACCUACUCCACACUGAUAACCCCAAACCUCAAGAGAUUCCCUUCCCCACCCUGUCAAGCAAGCUUGCUCAUGGUCGAACGCCAGUAUGAGGUUGCAUCAGCCGCUGCAAUGGAUCCUCCUCUUCUUCUUCCUUUUGGCCGCCUCCUUCGAUCCCCUGGCCACCAGCCUCUCCAGUGAUGAUGCCCAACUCCCCAAGGUGCCAUGCGAGUCCCCGUACUACUCCUCCUUCCCCUUCUGCAACACAUCCCUCCCCGUCGCCGUUCGCGCCCGCAACCUCGUCUCCCUCCUCACCCUUCCGGAGAAGAUCCAGCAGCUCUCCAACACCGCCGGUGCCGUACCCCGCCUCGGCCUCCCGACCUUCGAGUGGUGGUCCGAGUCCCUCCAUGGCAUCGCGGUCAACGGCCCCGGCGUCGCCUUCAACGGCUCCGUCCGCGCCGCCACCGAGUUCCCCCAGGUCAUCCUCACUGCCGCCGCCUUCAACCGUACGCUGUGGCGCGCCGUGGCCCGCGCCAUCGCCGUCGAGGCCCGGGCCAUGUACAACGUCGGCCAGGCCGGCCUCACCUACUGGGCACCCAACAUCAACAUCUUCCGGGACCCGCGGUGGGGCCGGGGCCAGGAGACGCCCGGCGAGGACCCGCUUGUGGCGUCCGAGUACGCCGUCGAGUACGUGAAGGGAUUCCAGGGGGAGUACGACAACGGCGAAGCCGGCAGCAGUUCUAUGAUGCUUUCCGCCUGCUGCAAGCACUACACCGCUUAUGAUUUGGACAGAUGGAGCAAUUACACCAGAUAUAUCUUCGAUGCGCAGGUGACGGAGCAGGACAUGGAGGACACAUACCAGCCUCCAUUUGAGAGCUGCAUCAAAGAAGGUCAUGCGAGUUGUCUCAUGUGUGCCUACAAUCAGGUCAAUGGUGUGCCUGCUUGUGCUCGGGGUGACCUCUUAGAGAAAGCACGAAAAGAAUGGGGAUUCGACGGAUAUGUUACCUCCGACUGUGAUGCUGUUGCGAUAAUUUAUGAAGAUCAGCAGUACUCCUCUUCACCUGAAGAUUCGAUUGCUUCUGUUCUAAAAGCAGGAAUGGAUAUCAAUUGUGGAACGUAUCUGCUUCGGUUCACUGAGUCAGCAGUUAAGUCGGGAAAGGUUCAAGAAGAAGACAUCGACCGAGCACUACUUAAUCUGUUCUCUGUUCAGCUGAGACUUGGGGUCUUCGAUGGUGACCAUGCAAAGAAUCGAUUUGGGCACCUAGGACCCAAGAAUCUCUGUACUCAGGAGCACAGGGAGCUCGCUCUCGAAGCAGUGAGACAGGGCAUUGUCCUUUUGAAGAAUGAAGAAGGUCUUCUUCCCCUAAGGAAGCAUGAGGUGAGUUCUGUGGCAAUAAUCGGUCCGGCUGCCAGUUACACAAGCGUAUAUGGUGGUGAUUACACAGGCUUUCCUUGCAAUCCAACAAGCUUUUUGGAAGGCCUCCGAUCAUAUGUUCCAAGAACAACAUUUGCUGCUGGUUGCAUGGAUAUGCCCUGUGAAACAACGGUUGGAUUUGAGGAAGCUGUUGACAUUGCCAAAGAUGCUGACAUAGUCGUCAUGGUUGCUGGACUCAAUCUAACAGAAGAAACGGAAGAUCUUGAUCGGCACAGCCUCCUGCUGCCGGGCAAGCAGAUGGAUCUCGUAAGGUCCAUCGCCAGUGUGAGUAAGAAACCACUGAUACUAGUCCUAAUCGGUGGUGGACCUAUCGAUGUCUCGUUCGCAAAAGAAGAUCCAUUAGUUGCUAGUAUUCUUUGGAUUGGAUACCCAGGUGAAGUUGGUGGGCAAGCACUUGCAGAGGCUCUCUUUGGAGAUCUCAACCCAGGGGGUAGGCUGCCUGUGACUUGGUACCCGGAGUCCUUUACCAGUGUCCCUAUGACCGAUAUGAACAUGAGAGCUGAUCCUUCACGAGGUUACCCUGGGCGAACGUAUCGAUUCUACACAGGGAAGGCAGUCUAUGAGUUCGGAUAUGGGUUGAGUUAUUCCAACUACUCUUAUAAGUUCUUAUCGAUGCCUGAAAAGAUUAGACUGGCACGAUCAUCUGCUAUGAGAGGUAGGCUGGAUGUCGUGCAUAUUGAGGAGGUCGCGUCCUGCGAUGCUAUGAGAUUUCAUGUACAGGUAUCAGUCAUCAACAAUGGUGGUGUGGAUGGGAGUCACACUGUUCUACUGUUUUAUAGAUCAGGAACAAACGUCAGAGGCGUUCCACAGAAGCAAUUGAUUGGCUUCGAGCGUGUGAGAACAACAUGCUAUGAAGCUACGGAAGUUACGAUCUUGGUUGAUCCUUGCAAGCAUCUUAGCACGGUGAAUGAGCAUGGCCAACGGGUUCUACCACUGGGAGCUCAUGUGAUAAUGUUGGAAGAUUUGGAGCACAAGUUAGUCAUCGAGGAAGAGGAGACGAAGAUGCACGAUGAGCUCUAAGAUUGUGUUGUUGGCUGACAAAUAAAUUUAGAUGGGAGACUCGUCAUGCUGUAAUGCUGUAACAUUUGGGGACUUUGAAACUGUUUUCAACUCUGCUCCUUUGGGCUGUUAGUCUGUAGAGCUUCUAGCCCACCCCACACCUUUUGGUGUUAGGCUUUUAACGUGGAGGAUGUCGGUAAUUAAUAGAUCAGCUUGGUUCAAAUAUUUGUGCCGAAGAAAUCUGAUGAUGUAAUCGAAGGUGGCUAGGAUAUUCGUUUGGUGUU